This is a messenger RNA of Cladocopium goreaui, 1390 nucleotides long. The record is from the annotation of a GenBank genome assembly. Lineage: Eukaryota; Dinophyceae; Suessiales; Symbiodiniaceae.
AUAGCUCCGGCGAUGAUUUGGACCGAUUUUUUUUGUUCUGCAAUUUCUUGUUCUGCUCUUCAUUCUGGUGGACUCACCACAGACACAGUUCCACGUAAAGUUUGUGCAACACACCACCAGAAUUUGCACGCGUCGAUGGAUGGCUUGGAGUAGAGGCCACAGGCGGCCAUGCAAUUUCUCAGCGAUUUGAAAAAGGCUGCCAAGGGCGAACGGGAAGAAGAGUUCUCCUUUGAUGAUGAUGCUGAAAAAGGCAAGGCGGACAAGUGGCUGGAAAAGAUCAACAAGUAUUCCAAGAAGAUCCAGUCUGCCCCUGCAGCAGCCCGAGAGAAGUUGCAGAAGAUGAGGGAACCCAAGGACGAGGAGAAAGCUGCGUACUUUGAGGAGGCCGCGCAGGAGAAAGCAAAGAGUGCCAAUUGGUGGUCGGGUUGCGAUCCAAAAGACGACCCCGAUGUGAAGCAGUGGAGUCGUUCGGCGUCCUCCGAGACCCUUCAAAGCCAUGCUGCUGGAGAAUCCGUCACCAGCGGGGACGAGUCUUGGUUUGAGGAGGAGGACCAGUCCGAGGAUGAGAAAGAAGCGGAACAGAAGGGCCAAGUGAGGAUGAGUCAAAUCGACUUCGAGUCAUUGCAAAACGGCGGGGCUGUGAGCGUCAAGCCAAUGGACACCAUCGCAGAGGCUGCCGAGCCCGAGCCGCCGGAGCCCAAGGCGAAGGAGGCACCGCCGGCUGCCGCCGCGGCCGCAAAGGCUGCCAAGGAUCCUUUUGACAGCAGUGGGUGAUGAGGGAGCCGCGGCUGCGCCUGCGGCGCCUGUGAAGGCAGAAGAGGCAAAGAAGGGCCCCAAAAAGGGCAAAAAGCCGGUGAAGUCCAAAGCAGCUCCAGUGGCUUCUACCAAUCUGCCGGCCAAGGAUCCCUUCGCUGAUUCGGACGAGGAUACUGCAGGCGCCGGGUAUCCAGCCAAAGAUGCUAAGGCGCCAGCUCCAGCCAAAAGUGCUGACCCCUUUGCUGAUAGCGACGAGGAUACAGGCCCUUUGUUGCCUUCGACACCGGUGGAGGCCACCAUGCGCCGUCCCAGCCAAGUACCUCAAAGGCGGAGCGAGACUUCCAAAAGCCAGAGCAGUUCCGGAGUCGAUGCCCCCAAGAAGGCCAGAAAACCCAAAGGCCGGCCAGAUGGAAGCAAGGCGGAAGAUGGGACCGCCAGUAGUAGCAGCAAAAAGCCGGUCGGGCGGCCCAAGAAGAAGGCUGCAGCCGCAGUGGCCCCAGCAGCAGCUGCACAGGACUCGGAUGGUGAAGACGCGAAGUUUUGAGCGAGGCGUCAGUGACCAGCUGUAGAGGUACUGAUUUUCCAGUCGUAGAAUGCCGCGGUUGCCCCGAAUUGUUUCUGUUCUGAAAGGUCG